GGGUGGACCCCUUCGAUUGCAGCUCACGCCGAUGCAGUGUGGUGCCUGGCCAUGACCAUUCACUUGGCUUGAAGAGUUGUCAUAUUCUCACGAUUAUCUCCGGACUUCUCGUCUUACUCCCGCACGCCGAGCCCCUCCUUAGCACCCCCACAGUCGAGCUAGCUUGCCGCCUUACUCCCGAGUCUCGACGUUAAACAACGACGGCCGUCUCUUGGCCGAUAAGGCACAGUCGACAUGGCGCAAAAUGCAAGCGCCGAUGGCACGGUAUCAAUGCCGAAAUUGGAGGACAUCCUGCGCCAUCCGGAAGACCUUGACAAGAUUAGUGGCCUGAAAGCCGAGUAUCAGCGCAAGAAAGCCGCCGUUGACUCGCGACUCCGUGAGGGCCUUCGUGAGCAGCUCGAGGCUGUGCAGCGGAGUAUCGGAAUAUUGACCGAGGGUCAACGACAAGUUUCCAAGACCCGCGAUGAACUACAAGCAAUCGAUAAGCUAUGCGCCGAAUCACAGGAAAGCGUGGAGGACUUUGCUCAGAUCGACAACUUGGCCCGGAUUCAACGGAAUUUUGAUGCUACGUUAAUGAUGAAGAAGGGGUUGGAGAACUUUGGUGCGGAUCUCCAAGAGGUAGAGGAAUUGCUGAAGGAAGAUGACGAUGAUCUGGAGAAUCAGCCGAAUCUGUUAAAGGCUCAUAUGCAGAUCUCCCGUCUACGUGAUUUCCGCGACGAGGCGAUGGACCAGAUUCAGAAGUCGCAAGAUUCAAGCAGUGAGGAGACCCUGACGGAAUAUUUCGAGGGACUAGAUUCGGCUAUUGACUGGUUCGACGACCAUCUCGGUACCGCUUGCAUGAACCUGAUUCCAUUGGUCCAGGAAGACAACAGGAGCAUGGUGGUUCGAUUGGCGGUGGUCGUCAUGAACGAGGAGAAGAAUGAUGAUACCGUCAAGGCAUUGCAGGAAGCGCAAAAGGACCACAAGGACCUAGCAAGCCGCUUCAAAUCUAUGAACAUUGGGCCCAAGACCGUUCGAGGCUACAAAGAGAAAUUUCUCAAAGCAAUCGAAUUCUAUGCGCAGAACCAGUUCAACGCCACCAAGGACGAGUUCCUCGAAAAUCCAGAUCACUUGGAGAAGAGCUUUCGAUGGUACUUCAACGAUCUCUUUACAGUCCAACAGGGUAUGCAACCCCUCAUGCCGAAAAAGUGGAAAAUCUACAAAACAUACACCGAUAUCUAUCACCGCCUAAUGCACGAUUUCCUCAUUGAGUCCAUCGACGAUCCCGAAAUCCCCGCGGACAACCUGCUCCAGAUUAUCCACUGGAGCGACAAGUACUACAAGAAGAUGAAGAAGCUGGGCUGGAACCCCGCCGAACUCCAACCCAAUAUCCUGGACGAUCGUGAACCAGAGCUGGUGCGGCAGUGGCAGAGUGUGAUUAUCAAUGCUGUCGAGGAAUGGAUGGAUCGCAUCUUCGACACGGACAAGAAGGCUCUCGUGGAGCGACAAGCGGAUGCCCUGGACACGAAUGCCGAUGGUUACUUCCGGACCAAGAUGCAGGCAGACAUGUGGCGUAUGCUUCAUGAACAAAUCAUGGCAGCUGGACAAUCUGAAAGAGCUGACGUCGUUGAGGGUGUCAUCGAUGCUAUGUUCCGGGCUCUGAAGAGCCGACAGAGUGCCUGGCAGGCACUCCUCGAUGACGAGUGCAACAAGGCCAAGGCACCCAACGGCGAUAACGAGGGAGUGCAGUUGCUGCAAGACUGGUUGGUCGGUGUGGCCAAUGACCAGAUUGCUUGCAUCGACGACAACGAGGAGACCGGUCAGAUGGGCUACUUGACCCGAUUCAAGGCCGACAUCGAGCCCGUCGUGACGGCGAAAUACAUGGCGACCCGGGCCGCAUCCGAGCUGGACGCUCUAAGAGACGGAUAUGUCGAUCUGAGCACGCACUGUCUGGCACUAUUUGUGGACCUUAUUUUCACGGUCGACCUCAGCUCAGUCCUCACAGAUCUCUUCACGCCUCGCUGGUACGGCGAGUUUGCCAUCAAGCGCAUUACCACCACAUUCGAGGAUUACAUGGCCGACUACAGCCCAGUUCUACAUCCCUCUCUCGUCGAUAUUCUAGUCGAAGAACUCUCAGACGAACUGUUGGUACGAUAUCUCUCAUCAGUCCGCAACAAGGGCGUCAAGUUCCGCCGUCAAGUGGAUCCCUUUACGGACAAAUUCAAAGACGACGUCCUCACCGUCUUUGAUUUCUUCCAAAAAUACCCGGACUCCUUCCAGUCUACUAUCAAGCAGAAGUGGCGCUUGGUUGACUGGCUUGUCCGCUUGCUUGAAGCCGAGAAGGGUCAGGCUCUUGUGAACGUCUUUGAAUCGUUCAAGAACGAAUACUGGGAUCUACAGCUGUCUUGGGUCGAAGCUGUCCUUCGAACUCGAGAUGACUUUGAGCGCAGUAUGAUUAGCUCUAUUAAAGCUAAGGCGGCUGAGUUAUCCGUUGAGCGAGGCACGGAAACUAUUAUGAGCCGUGUGAGGUGAUCGACUUGGGCUUGAUUAUCUGGUAUAGCUUGGCUACUAUAAGGUUUGCCCACCUUGUAUAACCAAUGAUCUCCAUCGCGAGAUUUUACAUCGCCAGUGACACGCCACCAGCAUAAGAGGGCUGCUCACAAUAAGACCUUUCGCACGAUUGCUCUUUGGAAAUUUAGAGUCCAAGCUGGCUUGGAAUAGAUUACCCCUUUGUUGCCCCCUCUUAUGACCGACCUAGCAAGCAAUUACUGUCAUGAUCUUGAAAUGAAAUUAACAUCUCUUUCAAGACAAGCGUGUUAUGUAGACUUUCUGAACCUGAACCAUCCGUAAGACAUUCAGAUAAGAUAUCCACCUCCAUCUAAACUCUCAUCGCCAUAUCUCCCUGAAGAAGGCGAACGCGAUCGCGGGCGGGAAUCAAAACUCCGCUCAGCGAUCACAGUGUAUUCCUCGCCCAGACGUGCAUUCAACCCCUGGUCCCCAGGACCACCGGCCUCGAGCUUUUUAGCGCCCAUUUCGCAAAUGCUGACCGAGUUGAUGGGGAUAUCCUUCGCCCAGACAAAAGGAUACCUGCAAUGAGAAGACGCAGAGCUCUCAGGAUCGGACUGGACCUCAUCACCCUUCGAACCUCCAGAGUCGGGAAGUGAGGAGCUCUCCGUUGAAGACCUGGGUGGACAACCAGUGUCAACGCGUGCUACCCUUUGCGUCUCAUCAACAUAGUAAUUCCGGUAUCUAGCCAGAAGCCCACGUGCAUCAAUCUCAAACCUCUUCGGGCCAUUCCUCCCAUUCUUGCCAUUAUUCCCAGGCCCGAAGUUCCGUCGACCGCGGACGUAGAUAGUAUUCACGAGCGUGGCAUGUAAAAGAAGAGGCCGUGGCUUCGGCUUGCGAGCAAGAGCAGCAGCAUAAGGGUCUAGUAUCUCCGGAGCACUGACGCUCUCAACUUGAGGGGGAAGUGGUGUUAGCUCUUCAAGAAGAGGGUUAUCAUCGCAGUUUAGGUCCUUGCAUUGAGAAGCUUGCACUUCCUCCACGGCCUUCGGGUCCUUUUUCUCUGCAGGUAGUCCGUUUUUGGACUCGCUGAGAGUGAAUCCUGCUUCUAGGAACUUAUCUCGUAGCAUCACACAGAAUGGGUAUAACCGGCCCGUUGGGUCACUUGGAGAAGCAUGCAAAACCGUUGCAGCUUUGGCCCGUGGUAAAGCAUGCAAAGACUCCAAGGAAACGGACAGUGGCGGAGGGGUCUUUUCCAAUUCUAAUGGCAAGUUAGAUGAUAAAGAAGUUGUUUCUGCAUUAUUUGGCGCUGUAUUUGAUGAGGUCCGCCUCGAGACGCGCUUUUGACGUAAUUCAAAGGCUACUCGCUCCGCUUCCCUCAGCAAGCUCGCCAGGUCGAGGGUUUGAAAGAAAGCCAGUGCCUCUGCAAGGCGCUCCUUUGUUGGGAGGCUCAUGACCCCGAGGGUCAGAUGGAUUGUUCCAACGGGUCGCACUGCACCUUGCGGGAUAACUGCGUGUGAGGCAUCUCCCUCCGAUGUCUGGGGCUGGCGUUUUGAUAAGUCUGCAACUGGAACUGGCGGAUAGGCUGCUGCAAAGGCGGCAAUUGACGCCUCCAGCUGUGGAAGUGAUACAGAGUUGACCAAAGGUAGACAGAGAAAAUGUGUGAGUGCUGGUUGUCUUUCCCGUCGUUGGCCUCGAGGCCUUUGCGACUGAUUGGGUGUGUUCUGUUUGCUACUGGACAUGGUAGAUUUUGGGCCAGUAGAAUAGCGUUUCUCUUUUCCAAGAACGAAAGAUGUUCUGAAAGACCUCCAGAUAAACUGGAAACGCAUGCGGAAGGAUCUAAUUAGGUGUUCG
Penicillium brasilianum is the source of this 4335-nucleotide messenger RNA. NCBI's taxonomy places the organism in Eukaryota, Fungi, Ascomycota, Eurotiomycetes, Eurotiales, Aspergillaceae. The record is from the annotation of a GenBank genome assembly.